Messenger RNA from Argiope bruennichi, 10392 nucleotides. It is a transcript of the gene htt, whose product is annotated as huntingtin-like. Bases 113 to 8860 code for a protein of 2915 amino acids. The transcript is spliced from 57 exons. Lineage: Eukaryota; Metazoa; Arthropoda; Arachnida; Araneae; Araneidae. Gene Ontology annotation, cellular component: nucleus; cytoplasm. The record is from RefSeq and is a predicted model, not a curated record.
UCCGUUUACGUUGGUUAAAGCGCACAUUUUCGCAGGUGGAACGGGGAAAAUGUGAAGUCAUGGAAAUCAUGAAACUAGAAUAAUUUUAAAAAGAGGCUUGUUAACUGAUACAAUGGCUACAAUGGACAAACUAAUGAAAGCCUUAGAAGCCCUCAAAGUAAUACAACCUUCUAGUAAUGCGGAAGACACAGUUGGACAAAAAAAAAAAGAAAUGUCAACCAGUGUCAAAGAUAAAAUUCUUCACUGUAGCACAAUAGCUGAUGCAAUAUGUUCCCCUUCUCUCAGAACAUCAGCAGAUUUUCCUAAAGUGCUUGGUCUUGCAAUGGAUACAUUUUUGCUUUGUUGUGAUGAUGAAAACUCCGAUGUUAGGUUAAUGGCUGAUGAAUGCCUCAACAGAACCAUAAAAACUCUGUUAGAUUCUCAUCUAGGAAGACUUUUAGUUGAACUUUUCAAGGAAAUAAAGAAAAAUGGUUCUGCACGUAGUCUGCGAGCGGCCCUUAGUAGGUUUGGUGAUAUAUGUCAUUUAAUGAGACCUCAAAAAUGCAGGCCUUACACAGUUAAUUUGGUGCCUGCCAUAUCAAAAAUUUGCCAGCGUAAUAGUGAAGAAUCAGUCCAAGAAACACUUGCUGUAGUUAUUUCCAAACUCAUGCCCGUUUUAGGUCAAUUUGCUAAUGAUAAAGAAGUAAAAAUUCUUUUAAAAGCUUUUCUUCCAAACCUUAUUGUAAGUUCAGCCAUUGUGAGGCGUGCAGCUGCAUCUUCUUUGACAUCAAUAUGUUUACAUUCAAGAAGACCAUCAUCCUUCUUUUCAUGGAUUUUAUUGGCUUUAUUUGAUUUAAUUUUGCCUGUUCAUGAAGACCAUUCAAUUUAUGUUAUUCUUGGUGUACUGUUAUGUUUGAGACAUAUUGUACCUCAUCUUAGUGAAGCUAUGCUGACCCCAAAUUCAAAAGGCAAUAGUGUAAUCCAAAAUGAAGAAGAAAUGGUUGUGACCAAGGAACAGUUGUUAAAGGUUUAUGAAUUAGUUUUACAUUUCACUAUUCAUCCUGAUCAUAAUGUUAUUACAGCAACAUUGGAAACUUUGUAUCACUUGUUAAAAUGUGCACCAAAGGUUUUGCAACAGGAACUUAUGUCUCCCUUUGGCAUUACAAAAUCAUUAAUCUUUGAUGUGCCAAAGUUAAAUCGAGCUAUGAGUGAAAGCCAAUGCAGUAUGGUUCCUUCUGUAGCCUCCAUAGACGAAUCCGCUUUAGAAGACGAUCAAGAUAUAUUUGUUCCUGACAGACGAAUAAAUGACCAUGUAUCUUACUGUGAUGAUGAGGUGAGGAGUAAUUUAGAUCCAAGUGGAGAUGGAUCUGUAAGUUUAGAUGGCGAUUCUGAAGACGUGUCCGAUUCUUCUAGCUCAAAACUUAAACCAUUUAAUGAUGACAUGAGUUACUUUCUGACUGAUGGUUCGAGUUCUUCAGCUUCUGUCAAAAAAAUGUUUUUGAAAAAAGGUGCAAGUGAUGAAAACAUGCUAGACACUGAUGAUGAAUUUGGAGGACACAGUGCUUCUUCUUCACCUGGACCAUUAAGCAAAUGCGAAUUUAAGGUUGGAAACAUAGGAACAUUUACAGAUCAGGACAUACCAUUAAAAUAUUGCACUAGGUUAUUAUGUUCCUCAUUUCUGCUUUCUGGAACACCUGGAAACCUUAUACCUGAUCGUAAUGUACGCAUAAGUGUGAAAUCUCUUGCUCUUGGCUGUUUAAGUAGCGUCUUCUCCUUAUAUCCUAGUGGAUUCUUUUUACCUCUUCAUCUAGGUGAUAAUAGCAUUGACAGUGAUAUUACAGAUGAACAGCAAGUAUGGGAUGUUAUUCUAUAUUCUUCCCACUUGGACCCACAUAUAAGAGGGCAAACUUGUGUUAUGAUUGGCAGCUUUGUUGGUCAUGCUCUUAGAGAAGCUGGUGGUUGGUGGUCAAAAUGGGUUGAUAAUCAUGGCCAAUCAGGUGCCCCUUUAUUAUCAUGCCUUUUAUCAAAAAUACUGAUGAUUGUUCAAGAUGAAUCUUCUGUUGCAUCUAAAUUAGGAUUAGUAGGACUAAAGCAGUGUUUGAAUCCUCUUUUAAAUUCCUUAGAUGCUCUUGAAAGUUUCCCUAUACUUGAAACUUUAUUGAAGGUUCGAGGCAAUUCUUACUGGUUAACAAAAGUAGAGCUUACUGAACUAGUUUCAUCCAUCCCAUAUAAAAUUGUUCAUUAUCUAGAAAGUAGACGUGUCUCUGGUGAUUCAUUAUCCAUCAACACAUGUUAUCAAGAUAAAGUAUUAAAUGACAUUCUGAUACCUUUGCUUGGAGAUGAAGAUGUUCGUGUUCGCCAGGCUUCAGCUGUUGCAUUUUCUAAAUUAAUAUCAAAUCUUUUCUAUCCCAUUGAUCACCUUAAUAAAGACCCUGUAAUUGCAAUUGCCAAACAAGCUAUUGAUACAUAUUUAGACGUCUCUUAUAAAGGUUCUCUGCAAUCUUCACUGCCACUUGUACAUGCUUUGGUGAAACCUUUUGCUGUUCAUGAUUCUGUAUUUUAUAAUCCUGUUAUUGAUGCUGCUUUGUCGAAAAUUAUCAACCUUCUUGUAAAUACAUUGAGGAUGUGUACUAAUAGAUAUUUAAUUUAUGGCUGCUGUCAUGCUCUUUGUUUAUUGUCUGAAAAGUUCUUAGUAACUGUCUUUCCUGAGACGUGGACUGCAGUUAUUUCAAAUUUUAAGGUGGAAAAUUUCUUAAAUGAAUUAUUAGAACCAUCAGCUAGUAAUCUGCAAGAUGGAAAUUUUGGCAGCACAGCAAAGCUGAAUACUGAUUUAAUAUGCAGUUUGAUUUCGUUUGUAUCAAAUACUUCCUUGUGCCUUGACCUAAUUGCUCAUCAAUAUGUUUUGCAACUUACUGGAAAUCUACUGUGUGGUAUUUGGUACAAAUAUUUUGUGGAGAAUCACAAAAAUAGUAAUGGUAAUCAACAAGAUGUUAAACCUGAUGCUUACAUAUCCUUCAUAAUCGGAAAAGUAUUUCAUCAUCUCAUGAAGGUUCUGAAUAUAUUUACCCAUGUCCUAGAAGAGCAGUAUCCUUUUCCAGCGAGUAGUCGCUCGGCCUUGCCUUCUUUACCGAAUGCACCAUCCUUAAGUCCAAUUAAAAGAAAAAGUAAAUUAAAAGAUGAAUCGCCAACUAAUAGUAAUGCAAUUAAAGGAUCUCCUAGUAAAACAGCAGAAAAGAGUGAUAUGGAAAAGGACAGAAUUGGUAGCAAAAUAACUGGAAAUAUUGGUCAGUUUCAUAAUUCUUCUUUAUAUAUGAAACUGUUUGAAAUACUUAAAGGUGCUCACAACAGUUACAAGAUUUCUAUGGAUUUUCAGAGCAGUGAAAAAUUUUGCCAGCUUUUGAAAUGUGUCUUAGAUGUAAUGUGCCAAAUUCUUGAAAUUUCGGAUUCUUGUGAAAUGAGUAAAAAUGCAGAAGAAAUGCUUUGCUAUAUGAAAUCCGUUAUGGUUAUGGAAUCAAGUUCGGCCGUUAGAUGUGUGAGACAGUUAUUAAAAUGCUUAUUCGGAACUAAUCUAGUAGUACUGUGCCAGGAAGCUCAGCUGGUUUUAGGUCUGAAUAAAAAAUGUACCAGUUCCAAUAGACUUUCCUCAUCAAUACCUGGAUUAUAUUAUACCGUAGUUUCAUAUCCUUACACAGAUUUUACUCAUUCUUUAGCUGAAAAGGCCAUGAAAAGUGUAUCACCUGAUAUGAAUGACGAUCUUGUCAGUUUUAGAUGUUUAAAUUGGGUGAAGCGUGGAAAUGAUAAAUUAACUAGUGUUUUGAAAUCUGGUACAAAAGGAGAAAAGGCUAACCUAGCUUCUCAUAUAAGAUUGUUUGAAGGUGUAGUUAUUAGAGCACUUCAACAAUAUACCAUAUCAAGUGAUAUAAAUCUUCAGUGUCAAGUUCUAGAUUUGCUUGCUCAACUUGUUCAAUUGCGAGUCAAUUAUUGUCUUCUGGAUGCAGAUCAAAUAUUUAUUAGUCAUGUUAUUAAACAAUUUGAAUUCAUUGAAGAGGGCCAAAUUCUGAAAGCUGAUAUGUUGAUUCCUCGCAUUUUCUAUUUUCUCAUUUUACUGUCUUAUGAAAGAUACCAUUCUAAGCCAAUUAUUUCUGUUCCAAAAAUAUUACAACUUUGUGAUGGUUUGAUUGCUAGUGGCCAGUCCCCAGAAAAAUACAUUAUUCCUGCUCUACAGCCUGUAAUUGAAGAUCUAUUCCUUUUAAGAAGUAUGAACAAAAUGGAUGUUGGUAAAGAAUUAGAUGCUCAAAGAGAAGUGGUUAUUUCAACUCUUUUUAAAUUGGUUUAUUAUCCUCAGGUUUUAGAUCUCUUUUAUCUUAUAAUCAAACACAGUCAUCAAGAAGGAGAGGAUAAAUGGAGGAAAACAUCACGACAAGUAGUAGAUGUUAUAUUGCCUUUAUUAUCUAGACAACAAAUUCAAAUCGAAAAUCAAGAAGAAUUGAAUAUUUUACAUAAAUUAUUAGAAGCUGUAGCAUCCAACGUGUUUAGACCAGUAGAUAUACUUUUAAAGGCCUUAUUUUCUCAACCCAAAGAUUUAACUGUACCACCAAAUAUUAACCGUUGGAUGUGUAUGGUUUUGACUGUUCUACGUGUUUUAAUUAGCCAAGCAAAUGAAGAAGCUGUUUUAUCUCGCUUAGCUGAUAUGGGUAUUACUAUCAAAAUUUAUAAACUUGGCCUUUCUCCUAGCCUUAGAUGUGAAAAAGAGAAAGCAGAUUUUAGCAUUUCAAAUGCCUGUCCAGAGUUUUUGCCUGGAGCGACUUUUGCAAGGUUUCUUUUCCAAGUGCUUGGUGUUGUUGUGGAAUCGUUAUAUAACCAUGCAUAUAUGCACACUCUACAAUUUUCUGAUAAUGUAUUCUUGUGCCAGCAAGCUUCCCAUCUGCUUCUGUAUUUCACUUACAUGUUCCAAUCAGGCACCUUCAGGAGAUUAACUACUUCAGCAAUGACAAUUAUAAAAGAAGAAUUAAGUGAACAAGAAGUGUCAUCUGAUUAUCCAGUGUAUUAUACUAUAAAUGAAAUCGAAAAUUUAUUUCACAAAAUUGCUCCAUUUUAUCCUACAUUAGUUGUCCAAUGGUGCAAUAUAUUAACAUUAUUGAAUUAUGACAAUAGGAAAUUUUGGUCUAAAAUUGUGCAGCCAUACCAGGAAGCUGAAGAUGUUGAACCAACCACAAUUUCCAUGCAAGUAACUGAGAAGAACAACAUCUUUCUUCCUUGUAAUUUGGAAAUGGUUCACAGAGGUGGAAUCAUUCUUCUUUGUGAUUAUGUGUGUGAAAAUCCAACAGAUGUUGUGCAAAUGACUUGGCUUAUAGUUAAUCAUGUUAAUGAUAUUAUUGAUUUGUCAUUAGAAACUACUGUUCAAGAUUUUAUCAGUGCAAUUCAUAGAAAUCCUGCAGCAAGUGGACUUUGGAUUCAAGCGAUUAUAAAUGCACAUCACAAAGCUGUAAGAAAGCCAAAAUUCUGGAAACAAGCAUUGCGUUGUUUGGAAAAUAUACAUCUCUCACAAUCUGGAAAGUUGUUGAACCUUUUGGCAGAUCAUUUUUUUACUACUCACCAUCUUAUUAUAUCAAGCAUGUGUGACAGAUUGGCUUGCAAAAGAAUGGAAAUUCUUCUCUCGGAACCAAGUGCUUGCCAGCUGUCUAUUCAAGAUAUUGAAAAAUUUUUGAACAAUUUUAAAUUAAAUGGAAUUACUCGAAGACAUCCAAAUUUUAUUGCACUUUGUGAAAAAAUGAAGGUUUUAUUAUCUGAAGAAGAAUCUCCAACAUCAGCUCAUCCAUUGAUAGAGCCAGUGAUUCAAAUUCAGCACAUUGAACUCAAUAAAGAUUGGUAUUUGAAAUUCAUCAAGGAACGGUGUUUCAGUAGCCUAUCUCCAGCAAAAGAAUGUGCACACUUAUUGAGUCAUUUAAAAUAUGAGGAUAUACUAACAGUCAUGAUUUCAAAAGAUUUUCAGCUUCCUAUUCUCGAGCAAUGCCUCAUUCUAGGAGCAAGGCUUGUAUCCUGCACUGAAAAAUAUUUAUCAUCUAAAUCAAAUGAUCCAUUUUUGGGAAUUACUGAAAGUCCUGGAAGUGCUCUCUAUCGUUCUGCUCAGAGUACAUUGUUACAACAUUUAGCAGAUUUUAUGACUCUUUUACCUAGAACUUCUAAACAUCAAUCACGUAUGCAUAAGUUAUUUUCAGAAAAAUCAUUUUGGGAAAUAUUGUUUUUCAUUGUUCCUUGCACAUGUAGCUUUUUAGUGACUCAAGAGUCUCUUCCGGAUAGAAAUAUUCCUAAUGAUUCUUCAGAUGACAUUGUGCAUUUAAGUGCAAUUUGCUGCGAGGCUGUUGUUUGGCUCAUUGAAACUACCAAAACUGUGUCAUCAGAAAUGUUAAGGAGUACUUUGUUUCUCCUUGAUAAAACUUUAAAGAAUACUGAGUUAUCAGUUAUAAUCGGUUCACAAUCACAUUUAACAAAGAUCUUUUCAAUCAUUUCAUCAGUUCAUUACUUAAUGAAAUGCUUGCAACAGAAUAAACACUCACUCUCUCAACCUACUCCACCAGAAAAUCCAUCCCUUACCACAGAACAGUUUCAAGCCCGAAAAGCCUGCAUAUACAUGAUUGAAAUGAUAGGUUGGCUUGAACAAAUUACAGAUUAUCAAACAGAUAUACCUGAGCACUUGUUUAAUCCUUUGAAAAGUGUAAUAAGAGGUUUAGCAAGAUUGCCUUUGGUAAAUAGCUUUGCACGGACGCCGCCCAUCUUGUGGAGUAUUGGAUGGAAUCCUGAGUUCUCUGGCAAUCUCAAAACUAAUAUUCCUCCUCCGCCUGGUGAAUAUUUACAGGAUAGAGAUGUACUGAAGCAGUUUAUUUACAGAAUUAAUCUUCUUGGUUGGAUAUCACGCCAACAGUUUGAAGAAACUUGGAUGGCAUUGCUUGGAGUUUUAAGCGCAACUCCAGUAGAUGAUAUAGAUGGGAAAGAGGAGGAUCAAGAACGUAUCAGAACUAGUUGCCUUGCCGUGAAAAGUAUUACAUCACUUUUACUGCAAACUUUGCUUCUACCUCAACCUGGAAAUCCUCAAAACAGUUACUUUUUGAUACAACCUCGUGAUAAGCCUUUGGCCUUUCAGCAUACAAAGUGCGGUAAAAAACUUAUGUGUGUUAGACUUCCAAUUCACACAGCAUUACAGAAACUUUUACAUUUCGAAAGAUUAGAAGAACAAAUACUGAAUGUGAAUACUGAAAGGACGGCCACAUCAGGUUCUUAUUCUUUUAGCCAGGUUUCAUUGGAAUAUCUGAAUGCUGCAGCAGGUUUAAUUGAAGACAGUGAAGACCUUGAUGGGUCGGCAUCUUCCAACUCUAGUCCAUUGUCUGCUAGUGUUGGAGGAAUUGCCAGUUUUCAAUUGAGAGAGCAGUGUCUCACCGCUAUGGGUUUGGAUAUACAUUCCUGUCUCCAUUUUCUCCUUGAUCUUUAUAGCCAGUGGCUUUCUCCUCAAACAUGUCCAUACACGCCAUUGACAUUGCUGACAGAAGUAACUAAAUCGGUUGUUGCUUUAUCUGAUAUAUUUAUGGAAAAGACACAGUUUGAAUGGAUGCUUGAUACAUUUUUAGAGGUGCACAGAAUUCAUCCUGCCGAAGAUGAAGUGAUUGCUCAAUAUCUUAUCUUUGGUAUUUGCAAAGCUGCUGCUGUUUUAGGAAUUGAGCAAGACAUUUUAGAUAAAUUAAAGAAACUUUUAGAACUCAGCUUAAGAAGUACCUAUCUCCCUACUAAAAUUUCUACUCUUCACGGACUUCUUUAUCUACUUGAACAAGGUGGAGGAGAUGAAUCAUUUCCGUUGUUACCAACUGCAACAGAGUAUAUUUUGAAGCAUCUUGAUACAACAGAUUCCUUAAAACCUUGCAAUGAUAACGAAGAUCAUGUUCUUAUUCUGUGGGCUGUAACAUUCUACAUAAUGGAAAAUUUUCAAGAAGAAAUUUCAGAAGAAGAAUUUUCUCAAAAAAUUUAUCAGAUUUGUCUUAAUGUUUGUGGAAACAGUGAAGAAUGUGUAUCUGGUGCAGUAUAUUUAACUGUUCUCCAUGGCUUAGAACGUCUUCUUGUUGCUGAAAUUUUAACUGGGAAAGAAGCAAAUGUUUUGUUGAAAUUAACUGUUGAAAGAAUCCGCACUGGAACUCCUGUUUUUUCAAUGGCUGCAUUAGGAUUUUUUUUAUCUUGCAUGUAUAUAGGGAAAAGCACUAAUAUGUGGUCUAAUGAACUGGUACCUGAUGUUUCCAAAACAUCUGAUAGAAGUCAUACUAGUGGAAAGCAGAUGGAUUCAGAAUUUUUAUUAGUAGCUAUGGAACGAGUGACUACUUUAUUUGAUCGGAUUAAGAAAGCUUAUCCGUUUGAAGCUGAAAUUGUUUGCGAAAUUCUUCCAGGUUUCUUAAUGGAAUUUUUUCCUGUUCAAGAAAUUUUAAAUAAAAUCAUAACCGAAUUUUUGUCUAGUCAACAACCACAUCCACAACUUAUGGCUAAAGUAAUUUUCGAGGUUUUCCAAUACCUACAUAAGCAGUCUCAAGAAGAAGUGAUACAUGAAUGGGUUUUAUUAUCUUUGUCCAACUUCAUGCAAAGAUCUCCUCUUUCUAUGGCUAUCUGGAGUCUUAGUUGCUUUUUUGUUAGCGCAACAAGAAAUUACUGGCUUCAGGCUCUAUUUCCUCAUAUUCAAAACAGAAUGGGAAUAAUGGAGGAGCAAGACCGAGUGUUGUUUUGCAUUGCCGGUGUAAAUUUUAGAGAUCAGCUACAAAAUGAAGGGCAAAAACAAGCCUACUUCAAUACAAUUCAGAGUGUUGCUUUACCACACACACCGUAUGCUGAUCUUCUGAGUUGUUUGUAGCUUGUCUUGUUUUGUGUUUUUCAUAUUUUGAAAUGGAACUUAUAGAAAAAAAGUUACACAUUAAAAUAUUGAAGGUAAAAUACUUUUCAAUCAUCUUGAAUUGCACAGAUAUGUUCAUUCCUAUUUUUGUAUAUUUUAAUACCUUAUGUUACCAUUUUGUUAUUUACUUGUGUUUCGUGAAAUAUUUUUCUUAAUAGUAUUUCAAAGUUUUUCCUUUAAAAAAGUUUUUGAGAAAUAUCGCUCAUUAUUUUUAUCAAUAGCGCUGUUUUUAUGACCAUUUUUUUAUUGUGAAGCAAUUCAAUUCAAGUAGUUAGGUUGACUAAAUAUGUAACAGGUUUAUUGCACAUUACAUGAUACAAAGAAAUUCCAUUGAAAAAAACGUGAAGGUACUUUAGAUAUACUAAUUAAAAUGAAUCUGUGUGAUCCCAUUAGGUGGUUAAUUGUGACGAAUGUGUAUAUUUUGUUGUUAAUUAUUUAUUAAUUACUUGUUUUGUUAAAACUAGUCGGAAUAUUUUAUUAAUUUCUGAUUUGUAUGUAUUUUUAAUUUUCAGUAUGGGCAGCAAAUGUUUAUACAUUUAAAAAUUAUAUUAAAUCUGCCCUUAUAAUAUAGAAUAAAAUUAAUUGGUGGUGGAUUUUUGUUCAUUGAUGCUUGCAGGUAAACUUAUAUUAAGACUAAACAUUUCAAAUACUAUAUGAAAAUAACUUCAGCUACUUAUAAAAUUUCAGAGAUGAAGGAAAUAUAUGAUGAAUAAUAUAUUAUACUAGUGUUUAUAACAUUGAAUGCAUUUAUAUCCAGUGAUUGAUAUUUGCGAAAAUGUGAUAGCAUGUUACUCUUUGAAUUAUCAAACCAAAAAUCCCAUGCUUAAAUGUUGAUGAUAUCUUAGACUGUAACGAUAUAUUUAAAGCAACGAAUUCAUUUAUUUAUGUAACAAAAGAAAAUGAUGUAAAAACUUUGUACAUAAUAGAAAGUAUAAGAUGAAUAAAUCAGCAUUGAGUCCUUUAUAACAUAGGAAAUAUUUGAAAUAUGCCUUUUCCAUAUUUCCAUAGUUUUCUCAAUGUUUAUUAAAUUAGACAUGUUUAACCAAAAACAAAUUCAGUCAAUCCUUUAUUUGCCAUAUGACAAAGAUUCAAAAUUCAUUUGCAAAAUUUGAGCAUUUUUAAUAACUUAUUACAAUGUAUGGAUAUCGCCUGUGUUAAAAUUUCAUAAUAUAUAGUAUUCUUUUGUUUUCAUGGAUAUCGAUAAUUUAUUUGGAUACUAUGUUCUCAAUACGCACUAUAUACUGCCAUAAAUCUUCAUACUCACUUAAGUUAAUAGUGUCAAAAGAAUUGUUUUAUCUUCAGAGUGUUGUUAAAUUUAUGUUUAUUUCUUUGAAUUGUAUUUGUUAUAUUUAAAUUUCUUCAUUAUAUUUGAAAAUUGUAUUGGUAUUUUACAAUUAAAUAUCCUUUUCCUAACAGAAAAAAGAAUUAAAUUCAUGCUUUAUAUGACAUUUCAAAAAUCUAUUUAAUGUUUAUUUUUGUCAUAAUGUGAAUUU